AUGCAGUUGACAGGGAUAGUUUGGUCUUGGCUCAGCCUCCUUCAAGUCGCUGCCGCUGCUGCUGGUACCACUGCUGCCAAUCUCAGUGCCAUUUUCGACCAAAGUUCUUAUCAAUGGGACGUCAAUACGGUACUGGUGCUCCCCAACGACACCAGCUUUGCCAACCUAACGGAGAGAUGGACUCUCUUUGAUGCUCCGUCGUUCGCUGGAGCCAUCCGCCCCGCGACCGAGGCCGACGUGGCCCAGGUCGUACAGCUCGCCAGGCAGAACAAUUUGCCCUUCUUGGCGACUGGGGGCCGGCAUGGCUUCACCACCACUCUGGAAGCACUGGAUCAGGGCCUGGAGAUCGACCUGAGUCAACUCGAUACAGUGGAGGUUGAUGACACCAACGCUACAUUGACCAUUGGUGCCGGUGUUAUUGUAAAUGACAUCCUGGAUCCCAUAUACGAUGCCGGAUUCGAGAUGCGUAAGUUCACUUGUUCGUGUCCAGGAGUGUUGGGCAUAACCCUUGGAGGCGGCAUUGGUCGUUACACGGGGAAAUAUGGCCUGACAAUCGAUGCUCUGCUGUCGGUCAAUUUCGUCACGGCCGACGGGCGGCUGUUGCACGUCUCCAAUACUUCCUAUCCAGACCUGUUCUGGGCCAUCCGUGGUGCCGGCCACAAUUUUGGCAUCGUCACAUCUGCCACAUACCAGCUGCAAAGGAUCGCCGACAGCCCAGAAGACCGUGGAGAGGUCAUGCUUUUAGAUCUCUUGUUGCCGCCCAACAUGAGCUUGGCCUACUUUGAACUGGUCGAAUCUUACCAAGCCAACGGGUCACUGCCUGCAAAUCUGGCUCAAAUCACCUCUAUGGGCUGGGACACCACAACAAACCAGCCUCAUGUCUUGGGUGACUGGGUCUUCAUGGGUUCUGAAGAAGAGGGUCGGGAGUUGCUGGCUCCGGUAUACGCCCUGAACCCUACCACCAUCUCGACCACUAUGGUUCCCUGGAAUGAGAUCCUAUCGGCGCAGGGCUUUGGCGAGAUCAACGCAGCUCUUUGCCAAAAGAACCAGACGAUCGACUACUUUGGUGUCACUUUUCGCAACUACUCGGCCUCGACCUAUCAAACCGUAUUCGAGAAGCUGACAAACCUCUACAACACCAUCCCCGACACGCGUGGAAGUACGAUUCAGGUCGAGACGUUUUCCAACAUAGCACAAAACGCCGUUCCCCACAACAGCACGGCGUAUCCUUGGAGGGACGCCUUGGGUCAUGUUGCCUUCGUCUUCAACUGGGAAGACCCAAACAGCGGCGCGCAGGAGGCUGUGGCUGAUCUUGGCCCUGAACUUCGAGACAUACUCGUUGCGACAUCGGGGUACGACAGCCUCGCUUGCUACGUCAAUUAUGCGAACGGGGAUGAGUCGCCUGAGGCGUGGUACAGCCAAGAGAAACUGCCUCAACUGGUAGCUCUGAAGGCUGAGUGGGAUCCUGAUCAUGUCUUUUCCUACUACAAUCCUAUUCCCGCAUCGUACCCCUAGUAGCACUGUACACGGUCAACUUUAGCCUUGGCCAAGUAGACUAUGUGUUGUUGUAAUUAGUGUCUAUUUAAAUAAUAACAACUAAUCAUAUUUUAU
Molecule: messenger RNA, 1611 nt
Organism: Cryphonectria parasitica EP155
Lineage: Eukaryota; Fungi; Ascomycota; Sordariomycetes; Diaporthales; Cryphonectriaceae
Product: FAD-binding domain-containing protein
Exons: 4
Coding region: 1-1515 (504 amino acids)
Molecular function (GO): oxidoreductase activity; FAD binding
Source: RefSeq, a predicted model, not a curated record